Messenger RNA from Myotis lucifugus (little brown bat), 3074 nucleotides. RefSeq names its product testis-specific gene 10 protein. The transcript is spliced from 19 exons. The record is from RefSeq and is a predicted model, not a curated record. Bases 409 to 2502 code for a protein of 697 amino acids. NCBI's taxonomy places the organism in Eukaryota, Metazoa, Chordata, Mammalia, Chiroptera, Vespertilionidae.
CGUGAACGGACGCGUCGCCACGUAGUCCCUGCGAGGAGCGACGAGCCAGGUACGCGUGCGCACAGGGACUGAGGGCACGUGAGACCAAAGCAGAGCGACGGCGCCUAGGAAGAUGGAGGACGAGCCCCCCUCAGGUUACCACCAAAGAACAUGAUUUUGGUCUAGGGGCUCCAGUUUCCGAAGCUGGAAAAUACCAGAAUACUCUCCAGCUAGAACAACAAGUGAGAACUCAAGAUAAAUUCAUCUCUACACUGAAAUUACAGAUUGAACUCAUUUCCCAGCAAAAUAAUAUAAUAGUAUUGGAAGAUACAAGAAAAAGACUUAGAUCUACUCAAUUCCUUUAUCAAGACCUUAGAAGCAGACAAAGAUCAAAGAUCACUACAAGAGUGAAGCUCAAAACUUGAGAAAAUGAUCAGAAGUAGAUCCAAAAGUCCAAGACGCCUGUCACCAUCUUCCCGGGCUACACACUGUGAUGUAGAGCUUUUGAAGACCACACGAGACCGUGAAGAACUUAAGUGCAUGCUGGAAAAAUAUGAGCGUCAUUUGGCAGAAAUUCAGGGUAAUGUCAAGGUUCUUACAUCUGAGAGAGACAAGACCUUUCUUCUUUAUGAACAGGCGCAGGAAGAAAUUGCCCGGCUUCGCCGAGAAAUGAUGAAGAGCUGUAAGUCUCCUAAAUCAACAACUGCACAUGCCAUCCUCCGGCGGGUGGAGACUGAAAGAGAUGUAGCCUUCACUGAUUUACGAAGAAUGACCACAGAACGAGAUAGUCUGAGGGAAAGGCUAAAGAUUGCUCAAGAGACAGCGUUUAAUGAGAAAGCUCACUUGGAACAGAGGAUAGAGGAGCUGGAGUGUACAGUUCAUAAUCUUGAUGAUGAACGUAUGGAGCAAAUGUCAAAUAUGACUUUGAUGAAGGAGACCAUAACCACUGUGGAGAAAGAAAUGAAAUCACUAGCAAGAAAGGCAAUGGAUACCGAAAGUGAACUUGGCAGGCAAAAAGCAGAGAAUAAUUCUUUGAGAGUUUUAUAUGAAAAUACAGAAAAAGACCUUACUGAUACUCAGCGACACCUUGCUAAGAAAAAAUAUGAGCUUCAGCUUACUCAGGAGAAAAUUAUGUGCUUGGAUGAAAAAAUUGAUAAUUUUACAAGGCAGAGUAUUGCCCAGCGAGAAGAAAUCAGCAUUCUUGGCGCAACCCUCAACGACCUGGCUAAAGAAAAGGAGUGCCUGCAAGCAUGCCUGGAUAAAAAGUCUGAGAACAUUGCAUCCCUGGGAGAGAGUUUGGCCAUGAAAGAAAAGACCAUUUCAGGCAUGAAGAAUAUCAUUGCUGAGAUGGAACAGGCAUCAAGACAGUCUACUGAAGCGCUAAUUAUGUGUGAACAAGACAUUUCCAGGAUGCGCCGGCAGUUGGAUGAAACAACUGAUGAACUGGCUCAAAUCGCCAGGGAAAGAGAUAUCUUGGCUCAUGAGAAUGACAAUCUCCAAGAACAGUUUUCUAAAGCUAAACAAGAGAACCAGGCCCUGUCUAAACAAUUGAAAGAUACUCAUAAUGAACUUAAUGAUAUAAAACAGAAGGUCCAAGAUACUAAUUUGGAGGUUAACAAGCUGAAGAAUAUAUUAAAGUCUGAAGAAUCUGAGAACCAACAAAUGAUGGACCAACUCCGAAAAGCCAAUGAAGAUGCUGAAAACUGGGAAAAUAAGGCACGGCAAGCAGAGGCAGAUAACAAUACCCUCAAAUUAGAACUUAUCACUGCUGAGGCAGAGGGUAACAGAUUAAAAGAAAAGGUAGAUGCCCUCAGUAGAGAGGUCGAGCAGCACUUAAAUGCAGAAAGGGCUUACAAGGCCCAGAUUUGUACGUUGCAUAAAUCUCUUGUGAAGAUGGAAGAGGAGCUUCAGAAGGUUCAGUUUGAAAAGGUGUCUGCCCUUGCAGACUUGUCUUCCACAAGGGAACUUUGUAUUAAACUUGACUCAAGCAAGGAACUUCUUAAUAGGCAGCUGAUUGCUAAAGAUCAAGAAAUUGAAAUGAUGGAGAAUGAAUUAGAUUCUGCUCGUUCUGAAAUAGAACUCCUCAGAAGUCAGAUGACAAAUGAGAGAAUCUCCAUGCAGAAUCUAGAAGCUUUGCUGGUGGCCAAUCGGGACAAAGAAUAUCAGUCUCAGAUAGCGCUUCAAGAAAAAGAAUCUGAAAUUCAGCUGCUUAAAGAACACCUGUGUUUGGCAGAAAAUAAAAUGGCCAUCCAGAGUAGAGAUGUGGCCCAGUUCAGGAAUGUCGUCACGCAACUGGAAGCUGAUUUAGACAUCACCAAAAGACAGCUAGGGACCGAGCGCUUUGAAAGGGAUAGGGCUGUGCAAGAACUUCGCCGCCAGAAUUAUUCAAGUAAUGCUUAUCAUUUGAGUUCUACACUAAAGCCAAAUACAAAAUGUCAUUCACCGGAACGUGCUCACCACCGAUCUCCUGACCGAGGCCUGGAUCGAUCUCUAGAAGAGAAUCUUUGCUAUAGAGAUUUCUGACAUGCGAAAAGAUUCUUCACAUCCUUGGGAAAGGUCAAAAUGUCAAUCUGAUUUUUUUGCUAUAUGAUUGCAUUUAUCUUUUGAAUCCUUGACAUUGUUAAAUGUAUAUAUUAACUUCGUGCCUCUGAAUCUCUGUUCUCAUGUGCCAUAUUGCAGUGAUCAGAGAUGACUUAUAAAAACAAAAAUGCAUGUGGCUCUUUCUACCCAUACAGUAAUAGUGAGUGUAAAAUCCACUUACUUCACUAUUGAACACUGUUAUGUUACCUAUCCGGAGUAAAUAAAGAAGCUGAUGAAAAGAAGGAAAAGUGUUCUUUACAAAACUGAUUUUUUUCCUUUCUUGGUCUCUCAUAUAAUUGGAUGGUUUUUUCUUUGUUAUUUAUCCUUUCUUGGCUGGAGAAGUUCUACCAAAAUAGGCACAGUUUACUGACACUGGCCUGGGUCCCAAUAUGCCACUUUGGACCCAGCCUGACGUAAAUUCCAGGCCAUAAUCUGACUUCAAAGCAGCAGAUAGUAGGAGUGUGUCAGGAUUUUUAAAACCAUAAUAUUGUACCACUGAUUAACAUACAUUUCUA